Rana temporaria (common frog) is the source of this 2499-nucleotide messenger RNA. It is a transcript of the gene FEM1B, whose product is annotated as fem-1 homolog B. Bases 106 to 1995 code for a protein of 629 amino acids. Lineage: Eukaryota; Metazoa; Chordata; Amphibia; Anura; Ranidae. The transcript has 2 exons. Gene Ontology annotation, molecular function: protein binding. The record is from RefSeq and is a predicted model, not a curated record.
CCCGGAACUUCGGCGCCUCGGCCGCUGUUUCCGGGAGAGCUGACAGGAAGUGAGAACGGACCGGAAGUGGGUCUGUGCGGACCUCCUGCAGCCGCGGCCCCGGGAAUGGCCCUGGAGGGGCUGUCAGCGUACGUGUAUAAGGCGGCCGCGGAGGGCCGGGUGCUGACCCUGGCCGCCCUCCUCCUCAACCGGACCGAGUCCGAGAUCCGAUCCCUCCUCGGCUCCGUCACCCAGCAUGGCGGGCAGAGAUCCACGCCGCUCAUCAUCGCCGCCCGCAACGGCCACAGCAAGGUGGUCCGACUACUGCUGGAGCAUUACCGGGUGGACACCCAGCAGACCGGCACCGUGCGCUUCGACGGUUACGUCAUCGAUGGAGCGACGGCCCUCUGGUGUGCGGCGGGGGCAGGGCACUACGAAGUUGUGAAGCUCUUAGUCGGCCACGGAGCGAAUGUCAACCAUACGACGGUAACGAACUCCACCCCGCUCCGGGCCGCCUGUUUUGACGGAAGACUAGACAUUGUCCGGUUCCUGGUGGAAAACCACGCAAACAUUAGUAUUGCCAACAAAUACGACAACACGUGCCUAAUGAUCGCUGCUUACAAGGGCCACACGGACGUAGUCCGCUACCUUCUGGAGCAGAACGCCGACCCCAACGCCAGGGCUCAUUGCGGGGCCACGGCUUUGCACUUUGCCGCCGAAGCCGGCCACUUGGACAUCGUGCGGGAGCUGGUGAAGUGCAAGGCGGCCAUGGUGGUCAACGGACACGGGAUGACGCCUUUAAAGGUGGCGGCGGAAAGCUGUAAGGCCGAAGUGGUGGAGCUGCUGCUUGCCCAUUCUGAUUGUGAUCUCCGAAGCCGAGUGGAGGCCCUGGAGCUGCUGGGGGCCUCCUUUGCCAACGACCGCGAGAACUAUAAUAUCACUAAGACUUAUCAGUACCUGUACCUGGCCAUGCUGGAACGUUUCCGAGAUCCCGACAACAUCCUCCACAAGCAGGUGCUUCCUCCCAUUCCGGCCUACGGCAUGAGAACUGAAUGUCGCACCCCGCGGGAGUUGGACGGCAUACGCCACGACACCGACGCGUUGCACAUGGAAGGGCUUAUUGUACGCGAGCGGAUACUCGGCUCGGAUAACAUCGACGUGUCUCACCCGAUCAUCUACCGCGGUGCCGUGUAUGCCGAUAACAUGGAAUUCGGGCAUUGCAUCAAGCUCUGGCUGCACGCGCUACAGCUGCGUCAGAAAGGAAACCGCAACACGCAUAAGGACUUGCUGAGGUUCGCUCAGGUCUUUUCUCAGAUGAUCCACCUGAACGAGGCGGUGAAGGCGCACGACGUGGAGAGCGUGCUGAGUUGCAGCGUCCUGGAGAUCGAACGCGGGAUAACUCGGAUCCAGAACCCGCAAGAGCCCGACGCCCACUCCGCACUGGAAAACCACGAAUGCAACCUUUGCACUUUCCUCUACCUCGUCUGCAUCUCCACCAAGACUCAGCGCGGCGAAGAGGAGCAAUCCCGCAUCAACAAGCAGAUCUACCGGCUGGCGCACCUCGACCCCCGCACCCGGGAAGGAAACAGCCUCCUCCACCUAGCCGUGGACUGCAGCACGCCCGUGGACGAUUUUCACACCAACGACGUUUGCAGCUUCCCCAGCGCCGCCGUGGCCAAGCUGCUCAUCGACUGCGGCGCCAACGUCAACGCCACGGACAACGCGGGGAACACCCCGCUGCAUCUGAUCGUACAGUACAACCGUCCCAUCAGCGACUUUCUCACGUUGCAUUCGAUCAUUAUCGGCUUGGCGGAGGCCGGUGCUCACACGGACAUGACCAAUAAGGAGAAGAAGACCCCCCUGGACAGGAGCACUACAGGCGUGGCCGAGAUCCUACUAAAGACGCAGAUGAAGCUCAGCCUGAAGUGCCUGGCCGCUCGAGCCGUGCGAUUGCAUAAAAUUAAAUACCGGAAUCAGAUUCCAAGAACACUCGAGGAGUUUGUGGAGUUUCAUUAGGUGUUUCGCGUGGAGGAGGGCCACGUUUUUUAUGUGCAUGUUGUUCUCUCCUAGGGAUGGAUGUAGUCCAUUACUAAAAUGUCAGCAGCAGAGCAAUUUGGGGGGGGGGGGCCAACCCAACAUGAAGUCCCCUUUUCCUCCAAUGUACUGUCUUCCUGUGCUGUACGCAGGACUCUAAUGCAGAUUCAUAUGGAACAAUCUACGCUACGGCAGGAAGCUGCUGUACGUGAAAUAAGGUGCUGAAUUUGUGCGGUGAUCCCGUGGGGGUGGGGUUUACAAUCCAACUGUCAAUUUAAUUUUUUUUUUUUUUUUUUUAAAUGAAGCUUUUUGCAAUUUUUAAGUUGAAUAUUUUUUUUUUGGCAUAAUUUUCAUAUUAUUAUUAGAUUAUAUAUGUUCCAGCUUGAAGAAAUCAGAAUUCCUUUAUGGUGGUGUGGUGUGGAGUGGGGUUGGGGGGGAGGUCAUGAAAGUUCUUAAGUCAAGGGUCUCAAACUGGAGGCCCACCAG